GAGUGAUUAUCAUUGUAAAAUAGGGUAUUUACUCUUUUACUGUAAUUUGAGGAAUGUUUAUUUGGGGAAAAUUUAAUGUGGAAAUGUGGUCAUAGGCGAGGGUGUUGGUGUAGUGUUGUAGUGUGAAGAAGAGGAAGAAUGAGUCAACCGACACAGCAGCGCCUCUAUGAUUUUGCCAAAAUGGCUCUCAUCAACAUCUUCGUUCACCCCUACGCCACGGUGUGCGACUUGUACUGUGGAGAUGCCGACGCUGAUAAAUGGGCCCACGCACAAAUUGGCCACUACAUUGGAAUUGAUGCGCCUUCGUCUGGGAUAGACCAAAUGCGAGAAACUUGGGAGACUCACAGGAAAUCCUACACUGCCGAGUUCUUUGAGCUUGACCCUUGCACGGAGAAUAUAGAAACGCAUUUGGAGGAGAAGACCAACAUGACUGAUGUUGUCUGCUGUUUGCAGCAUUUGCAGUUGUGUUUUGAGACUGAAGAGAAAGCACGGAAACUGCUGCAUAAUGUGUCUUCUCUGCUGAAACCUGGGGGUUAUUUUCUUGGUAUUACUCCUGACUCAUCUACCAUAUGGGCCAAGUACCAGAGGAAUGUUGAAGCCUAUCACAACAAAAGCAGCAGCAUGAAGCCAAACAUUGUUCCCAACUGCAUCCGGACAGAGAAUUACAUGAUUACUUUUGAAGUUGAAGAAGAAAAGUUUCCUUUAUUUGGAAAGAAAUACCAGCUAAAAUUUGCUAAUGAUGUCUCUGCUGAAACCUAUUGCUUGGUUCAUUUUCCAAGUUUCAUCAGGUUGGCCAGGGAAGCUGGCCUUGAGUACGUGGAGAUUCAAAAUUUGACCGAGUUUUAUGAUGACAACAGAGCACAAUUAGCAGGCCUGUUAACACACUAUGUUCCAAACCUCUUGGAUCCUAGGGGGAGACUUCUUCCUCGUUCAUAUGAUGCACUAGGUCUCUACACCACGUUUAUAUUUCAAAAACCUGACCCGGAAAUUGCACCCCCGAUUCCUACUCCGUUAUUGCCAGAUGUUAGUUAUAAUCUUGAUGAGCAGGUAACCAUUUGGCGAGAUGAUGAAGUGAUAAAUGGGCAUGUAGUAGAACCUGCUAUUGGGCUGGGCAAAAUAAGCGAACAAAAAGGGAUAUUGGGCCCAGGUCCUGCAGAUUUACGUUUUCCGGAAGCACUUUGAAAGUUCUACUGAAGCUAUAUGUUUAGCCGUUUAGGUAAUGAUGCAUUGCAAUUAGUAUUUUAUUGGCAAAUGACAAGCAAAAAAACAGAAUGCAGUUAGGUGUGUUUACAUCUUUUUUAAACGGUAAAGGUUAGGGUAGGUGUUUUUCUUUUGACAUGUAGUCAAUGUGAACGGAUUAGUUAACUUUACCAUAUGUUUUUACACAUUGUACUUGUUAGCUUUUCUUCGAGUCUUCUGUUCAAAGGAGUCUCAAAAACAGUAUAAUUAAAUUUAAAAUGUAAUGAUCAACAAGUUUUAAACAAUUUCACCUUCUUCGAAAUUGGGAUGACAAGUUGACAAUGAGUCAA
Messenger RNA from Glycine soja, 1529 nucleotides. Its product is annotated as mRNA cap guanine-N7 methyltransferase 2-like. Bases 139 to 1182 code for a protein of 347 amino acids. The transcript has 11 exons. Gene Ontology annotation, cellular component: nucleus. Gene Ontology annotation, biological process: 7-methylguanosine mRNA capping. NCBI's taxonomy places the organism in Eukaryota, Viridiplantae, Streptophyta, Magnoliopsida, Fabales, Fabaceae. The record is from RefSeq and is a predicted model, not a curated record. Gene Ontology annotation, molecular function: mRNA 5'-cap (guanine-N7-)-methyltransferase activity.